AUGCCGCAACGAUCCCAGCUACGCGGCGACCGUGGCUUGCCUUUCUACUGGCACGUGGACAUCAGUGGCCAGAACGGCCUUGCCGUUCGCAUCACCUUUUCCAGCGCGUACGAGGCUUUUCGCUCCACCGAAACAAGCCUACACUUUCCCUUGCGCCAGCUGCCAGAGGAUUCCUGGACCCUUUUGAUUCUUGAUCUGCGACAGCUGCUGGACCAAUACCUUCAUGUGGCCUACGCCUGCGUCAAGCCAACAGCAGUAGCCAAAUGUACGCCGUUCCUCGUCAGCCUCAUCGCCGAGCUACGGCCUCGGCUAACAAAGGAUUUGCCGUGGUCAAGCAUCAUCAACCUGUUCGUCCGCGCCGAGAUGUCUCAGGCGCAGCAGCGCUGGCAACGGUUGGCAUUGACCAGAGCAUGGCGACUCCAGAUGGUGACGGUGGCCAUGCUCGUUGGCAAUCAGCGAGAGACGCACGUGGCAGCAUUGGAACUGAAUGAUGCACCAGUUGCCGAUGCUACGCUGGCUGUUCUUCGAAGCACGCACCACGAUCUCGAGCCUUUGGUCCGACUUGGCCUGCAGGCUGUGCCUCAGGUCGUCCGUCUCUCUGCAGGUGGGACCCGGGCACUAUGUGUGUACCCGCCGGCCCAGGGUCGCUCCACCACUCUGAGCCUGUUGCGCCUGAGCCCCGAUCGCAAAAACACAAUAACGCCAGAGUCCCACCGUUGGGUGGCCGACCCCCUCACUGUGGAUGCGUCAGUGAACGAUGUCGCUUUCCUCCCUGAUGACCGCGAUCGCUUUGUAACCUGCGGCCACAACAACAUUCGAUUCGGGCGCAGACGUGACAACAAAAUUCGCACAGCCCACGUCAACCUGUACAAGCACCACCACGAUACGUUAAACCUCACUUGCAUCGCCAUUCGCCACGAGCGUAGCGAUGCUUGUCACGCCUACGUGGGGAGUGCUGCGGGACAAGUCUUCAUUGUCAACACUCAAACCCUCCGCCUGGCUCGGGUACUGGACUUGGCUCCGAGCAGUGCUUUGUGCAGUCUGGCAAUCGAAUCCACUGGGGCACAGUUGGCCAGCGUGCAUGCCAAUGGCUUGCUGCACGUGUGGGAUGCUGCCACGGGGCAGGCUUACCUGGAUUGUCAAUUGGAAGCCGCGGGCCUUCAGUGUGUCUCCACAUCGACGGGCCUGCUGGUCGCCACUGCCAAUGGACAGCUGGGAACACUGCAACUGUCAAACCAUGCCUUUUUGACACUCGUGCGGGGCCAUCUGGGGCCAGUCCUUGAUUGUCGCCUCGUGAGCGACACCAAUGACGCUUGCGAUAAUCUCAUCACGACCGGAGAUGAUGGCACUGUACGCGUUUGGUCAUAUGACGGAUAUCGGCUUCGGCAGACCCAUCACCUGGCCCUCUGCCAGGGCAGCCAUCAGCUGGAGUCGGCCGACGCGGAGGAUGGGACGUCCGCACCAUCGCUGGCUGCCCGUCUCAUGUGUGCUGAUGCGGAAACCAACGGCGAUCUUAUUUAUGCAGGUUUUGACGACGGAGUGGUGCGAGCAAUCAACCGUGAUACUGCUGAGGUGGCUUUUGAGUUGGACGUUCACGCUUGCCCAGUAGCGCGAUUACAGCUUGGGCGCGACGGCGUCUACUUGUACACAAUCAGUGCAGACGCCACGCUGGUGCAGAUAGCCUUGGCCUCUCGAACUGUGACUCGAGCAUUGGACUUUGCUGCACCCGGAGCAGCGGUGCCCCCCUGCUUUCGACUGGCUCCUAAUGGCCGGUUUCUAGCAGUGUUGGGCCCCACAGCCAGUACUGUGGCCGUGGUUGAAGCCGACAGUUUGGACGAGCUCUGCCGAGUUGAGCUGGAACUUGCACGACCAGAGUCAGGUACGGCUGCCCCCAUUUUCAAAGGUCGUGGCCUUGUCUUCCUGGACGACAAGCAGCUGGCCGUGGCCUGUGGACAUGCAGUGGUCCUAAUCAACGUGGAACGUGCUCGAGUCGAACGCAUUUUCCCGGGCGACGAUGUUCAUGCCCUAGCUCUAGAGCCAGCACGUGGCCUUUUGUGUUUGUCCAGUCAUGAUGGCGUGGACAUCCGUGCUCUUGAGGACCCCGGUGUUUCUCUUCAACAAAUCAAUGGCAUUGGCGCUGUCCGCCACGUAUGGUGGCGUGGAAACACGCUAUACACGGCAGGCGACCUCUUGGCCGUGGCGCAUACUUUUGAGCCCCCGCCGGCUUCUGAUGUCAAUGCCUCGGAUGGUAACAAUGCGCUUGAAGCCCCGGCGACUAGGGCUUUGCUCCCCAACCAUGACCAAGACAUGCCAAGCCCGGGUCAAUCAAAGCAGGUUGUUCUCCAAGAAGCGGCGAGGCCUGUGUUGAGCGGUGGCCCUCAAGCGAAUCAACCGAUGCCCAACAUGAAUUGCCCAACGCCACCAGCUACCGAGCCGUCGCUUCCUACAAGUACCGAACUGCUGGCUACCGUUUCUGUGCGAGACGCCUCCGCUCACCACAUCGAGCCCUUGAAAAGCUCGGAUGACUUGGCUGCCUCUCUACCCAAGCGCAGCGAGCCCCGUCCCGCACGGCCCCCGCUUCAUCCGGAACAUGCUCGCUACGCCAGCCACAUUGUGCCUCGCGGCGGUGACCCCCUGCUGUUUGACGAGGACGGUGAUGACAUGGGACUUUUGGCCGAUCCCCUGCCACCACCGGCCAUCCACGCUGAUGCCUUCUCGCCUCGCAAUCUGGCCGAGUAUGAAGCGGGGCGCCGUUUUCCGGAUGCCCCCGAGGCUUCCAGCGACACACCGAUGGAAGAUGGUGUCGGUCGAAACUCGGACAUUGAUCGACGCAGUGCUGGUCUGCGUCGUGCCAUGCACUUGGCGCACGGUUUCAAUACCAACGGCCACAAUCUAUUGUGGUGGCACCCAGAAACAGGCGUGCUGGUCUACGCCAGCGGUAAUUUAUUGGUCGUGGAGCGCUUGGAGGAUAGCUACCAAGCUGUGCUAAAAGGACAUCACGAAUCGAUCACGGCAUUGAGCGUGAGCCGCGAUGGCACCCUGGCGGCCACAGCCAGUACGCGAGCUGAGAGCGACGACUUUUGCGAGAUCCGUGUGUGGUCUUUGGUGGAAGGGUCUCCGCUGCACACCAUGCACCACCACGCUGGCGAGGUCAACUGCCUCGAACUCUCCCCUGAUGGCCGGUGGUUGUUGAGCGUGGGCAACUUUCGCGACCUCAGCGUUGCACUCUGGGGUGUUGGUGAUGGGGCCCUGUUGUGUACUGCGCACGUUGAUGUCCCCGUACAUGAUGCGGCGUGGCAUCCAAGCGUAUACAACCAGUUUGCCCUCUGCGGCGAUGCUUGUAGUCUGUUUCUGGGCCGCGUGACCGAUCAUCAUGCUGCUUUUCAGAUGGGCCUGGCUCGUGCGCCGGUUCCCCAGCUCACAACGAGAGACCAGCGUCCAGUCAACAAGUUGAUGCUCACCUGUCUUGCUUUCACCGGGGACGGUCUCGUCCUUGUGUGUGACGAUGAUGGGUGGCUGCAUGUGUGGGACGAGAUUGACCGCCGGCACCUGGUCCGCUGGCUAGUGGCGGAUGAGGGCGAUUAUGCACUUCGCCUCGUAUAUCGUCAACAAGGGGUCAUGACGUGUAGUCAGUCUGGUGUCUGUCGCUUGUGGCAGCUCGAUGCGCCGUCGGCCACAUUGGAGCUGCAACGGCAGCAGGAGGCUGGCGCACCGGUGUUGGCUGCCGUGGCUGACCUCUCGUUGGACCUGGUUGUCUUGGCUACGGCUCAAGGCCACGUGCUGACGCUUCACUGGCCCGAGGAUACUUGUCUGGAACUAUGGCGUGGGCAUGGGAGCGACGUGCAGCAUGUCUGCUUGAGCGCGCGGGCUCAGCACCUGGCUACAGUUACAGCCAUGGGCACAUUUCAUCUUUGGCAUCUGGCGGACAUGGAGCAGGUGUUGGAAAUUCGCCUACAGGAGCCGUGUGCAGCUCUUUGCUGUGACAUUGCCCGAGACGAGAAACGGGCCAUCGCAGGCUAUCUUGAUGGACACGUGCGUGUUUUUGACUUGCAGCGGGGGGACUUGGACCUUAAGCUACGAGUUGGCCGCAGCGCAGUGACGUCUGUGCGUUUUUCAUAUGACGAGCGGGUGAUCAUUGUAGCUCAACGCUCGGGGCGCCUCAACGUGCUGAGCGCCACUACGGGUCAGGUUUUGCGUUCUCUCAAGGACCACGGCCAAGCUCCAUUGACGGGCUUGGACAUUGCUCAAGCCAGUUCUUCUCUUCCUGCUGCAGCCGAACUGUGGCUGGCAACGAGCCAUGACCGUCGCAUCAGUGUCUGGUGCGCCGAUUGGUCGCGUGGCUUUAAUGAGCUCUAUGAUUGGCUUAGCGUAGCCGAUGCCUCGGCUGCGCCAACACCGCCACCGACCAGUGCAAUGGCUUUGACAAGUGAUCCUGGCAUGGUGGCUCGAUUUCACCCGGUGAACUCGGACCUAGUGGUACACGCUUGUGGUCGAGCAGAACCGCGCCUGUUCGUGUACUCGCUCUCCCAGCGCAGCAAUGUGACUGUUGUGUCGCUCCCGCGCAUCCCGAUUAGCUUGGCCGUGCACCCGAGCUUACCGCGAGUCCUUGUUGGAAGCGCUGAUCGCUUGGUAACGGUAUUGGAUACUGAUCAGAGCACCUUUCAAGACUAUUGCGCACACGACGGCCCAGUGCUGGCGGUCGACUUUUUGCUGAGAGCCGGACGUCGAUGGUCUCAAGUGGCACCAGCUGUGCAACGGUUGAUGAAGCCAUCGGGUCAAGAAGGGCGUGGGGUGGCACAGGGCAGCGGGGCGGUGGUUUUGGACGGGCUAAGUGACACUGGUAGAGGCUGUGGCGAUUGCAUUAGGGUACCAGACACCAUGAGUGUGGUGUACAACGACACAACGCUGCAAAGCUUUCAGAUUGCUCGGGUGUUUGAUGAGAACCGCAACCGAAUCAACGCGCUCGACUUUAGCGCCGACGGCGAACUCCUGGCCACCUCGAGCAACGACGAUCACAUCCACAUUUAUAGCUGCCUCAAGGCCGAUGUGACGUCGUUGAGCAUCAACCCAGCCGACGACACGUUUAUCUCAACCAGCCAGGAUAAAACCAUGCGUCUGUGGGACAUGCGAAGCCCCAACUGCCAGGGCCUAAUGCUCCUCAAUUCGCCAGAUACGCUGGCCACCUUUGAUGCUACCUCAAAGGUCUUUGCAGUGGCUGUCGAUUCUCGCAGUAUCCACCUUUAUGAUGCCCGAAAGUUCCACCAAGGCCCCUUUGUGGUUUUUCAGGAGACGCUCCGAGACAUGUCGAGCAGCUGGACAGACAUUUCAGCCAGUCCGGAUGGCUCGCGGUUGUUGGUCAGCACGCUGCAAGGCGUCAACUACGUUGUCGACGCAUACAGCGGUGAUGUGCGGUCACAACUGGGCAAAAAACAAGGCAGCACGGGUGGCUCAGGCGAGCCGAUGGAGGCGUCAUGGUCGCCCGACGGUCGCUAUGCCGCCGUCGGCUCGAAGGAAGGCAAGGUUAUAAUGUGGGAUGCGGAGAAUAGCAAUCGUGUGGCCAUGCUCGCAGGACACCACAACCCCGUGUCCAGCGUCAAGUUCAAUCCCAAGUACGCCCUUUUGGCCAGUGCUUGUUCGACCCUGGCGCUUUGGCUUCCGAAGAUCGAGGAGUGA
Messenger RNA from Monosiga brevicollis MX1, 5673 nucleotides. RefSeq lists its product as uncharacterized. Gene Ontology annotation, cellular component: Set1C/COMPASS complex. The record is from RefSeq and is a predicted model, not a curated record. Lineage: Eukaryota; Choanoflagellata; Craspedida; Salpingoecidae. Gene Ontology annotation, molecular function: protein binding; chromatin binding. The transcript has 14 exons. The coding region runs from base 1 to 5673 and encodes 1890 amino acids.